Molecule: messenger RNA, 6060 nt
Organism: Salarias fasciatus (jewelled blenny)
Lineage: Eukaryota; Metazoa; Chordata; Actinopteri; Blenniiformes; Blenniidae
Product: myosin-7-like
Exons: 39
Coding region: 140-5959 (1939 amino acids)
Biological process (GO): sarcomere organization; adult heart development; cardiac muscle contraction
Cellular component (GO): myosin filament; cytoplasm; myosin II complex
Molecular function (GO): actin filament binding; ATP binding; microfilament motor activity
Source: RefSeq, a predicted model, not a curated record
AUAUUUGGUUGACGUUCAACCUUUAUUAACGGAGGGGCAGCCUGGUGUUAACCACUGGAUCCAUCAUUUCAUCUGACAAGGCUGACAGUCAAAGCACACAUCCCAGUUUGAAGUGAAGUGACACUGCUUCAGUCUAAAAAUGGGGGACGCUGCCAUGGCAGAGUUUGGGGCUGCUGCUUCUUAUUUAAGAAAGUCAGAUAAGGAGCGUCUGGAGGCCCAGACUCGUCCCUUUGACAUGAAAAAGGAGUGUUUUGUUCCCGACCCUGAGGUUGAAUAUGUGAAAGCAAGCGUCACAAGCCGUGAGGGUGACAAAGUCACCGUCAACACUGAAUUUGGAAAGACUGUCACAGUGAAGGAGUGUGACGUCCACCCUCAGAACCCGCCAAAGUUUGAUAAAAUUGAAGACAUGGCGAUGUUCACCUUCCUCCAUGAACCAGCUGUGCUGUUUAACCUCAAAGAGCGUUACGCAGCAUGGAUGAUCUACACCUACUCUGGGCUGUUCUGUGUGACUGUCAACCCCUACAAGUGGCUGCCAGUCUACAACCAAGAGGUGGUUGUAGCUUAUAGAGGAAAGAAGAGGAGUGAAGCUCCUCCUCACAUCUUCUCCAUCUCUGACAAUGCGUAUCAAUACAUGUUGGCAGAUAGAGAAAACCAGUCAAUCCUAAUCACUGGGGAAUCAGGAGCUGGGAAGACUGUCAACACCAAGCGUGUCAUUCAGUACUUCGCCAGCAUUGCUGCUGUCCCAAGUGGGAAGAAAGACGCAGCAGCUGAAAAGAAGGGUACCCUGGAGGAUCAAAUCAUCCAGGCCAACCCUGCUCUGGAGGCUUUUGGGAAUGCCAAGACCAUCAGGAAUGACAACUCAUCCCGUUUUGGUAAAUUCAUCAGAAUUCAUUUUGACAACCGAGGAAAGUUGGCCUCAGCUGACAUUGAAACUUAUCUUCUGGAAAAAUCUCGUGUGACCUACCAGCUCAAAGCUGAGAGGGAUUACCACAUUUUCUACCAGAUCCUGUCUCAGGUGAAGCCUGAACUACUGGAGAUGCUGCUCAUCACCAACAACCCCUAUGACUACGCCUUCAUCUCCCAGGGAGAGACCACAGUGGCCUCCAUCAAUGACUCAGAGGAGCUGAUGGCUACUGAUGACGCGUUUGAUGUGCUGGGCUUCACCCAAGAAGAGAAGAACAGCAUUUAUAAGCUGACUGGUGCUAUCAUGCAUUAUGGUAACAUGAAGUUUAAGCAGAAACAGAGGGAGGAGCAGGCAGAGGCUGACGGCACCGAAGAUGCUGAUAAAGUGGCAUAUCUGAUGGGCCUGAACUCUGCUGACCUGAUCAAAGGUCUCUGUCACCCAAGAGUCAAAGUGGGAAACGAGUGGGUCACCAAGGGACAAAAUGUUGCCCAGGUGUACUAUGCUAUUGGUGCACUGGCUAAGUCAGUGUACGAAAAGAUGUUUCUGUGGAUGGUCGUGAGAAUCAACAAUUCCCUUGACACGAAGCAGCCCCGCCAGUACUUUAUUGGUGUGCUGGAUAUUGCUGGGUUUGAGAUCUUUGAUUUCAACACCUUUGAGCAGCUCUGCAUCAACUUCACCAAUGAAAAACUGCAACAGUUUUUCAACCAUCACAUGUUUGUGCUGGAGCAAGAGGAGUACAAGAAGGAGGGGAUUGAAUGGGAGUUUAUUGACUUUGGAAUGGACUUGCAGGCUUGUAUUGACCUGAUUGAAAAGCCCAUGGGCAUCAUGUCCAUCCUUGAAGAGGAGUGCAUGUUCCCCAAAGCAUCUGAUGCCACCUUCAAAGCGAAGCUCUACGACAACCACCUGGGAAAAUCCAACAACUUCCAGAAGCCCAGAAUCGUCAAAGGAAAACCAGAGGCUCAUUUUUCAUUGGUUCACUACGCUGGAACUGUUGAUUACAACAUCAACAACUGGCUGGUGAAGAACAAGGAUCCUCUGAAUGAGACCGUUGUUGGACUUUUCCAGAAGUCGACUAUGAAGCUUUUGAGCAUUCUCUUUGCAAAUUAUGCUGGAGCUGAUUCAGCUCAGGAUGGUGGUAAAGGCAAAGGUGGGGGCAAGAAGAAAGGUUCAUCCUUCCAAACUGUAUCAGCUUUGCACAGGGAGAACCUGAACAAGCUGAUGACCAACCUGAGGUCCACUCACCCUCACUUUGUGCGCUGCAUCAUCCCCAACGAGACCAAGACUCCUGGGGCCAUGGAGAACCCUCUGGUCAUGCACCAGCUGCGCUGUAACGGCGUGCUGGAAGGCAUCAGGAUCUGCAGAAAGGGAUUCCCCAACAGGAUCCUCUACGGAGAUUUCAAGCAGAGAUACCGCAUACUGAACCCAAAUGCCAUCCCUGAGGGCCAGUUCAUUGACAACAAGAAGGCUGCUGAGAAACUCCUGGGAUCUUUGGAUAUAGAUCACAACCAGUAUAAACUGGGUCACACCAAGGUAUUCUUCAAGGCUGGACUGCUGGGUCAGCUCGAGGAGAUGCGAGAUGACAGAUUAGCACUAAUCAUCACUGGCAUCCAAUCUCGGUCACGAGGCCUUCUGGCAAGAGUUGAAUUUCAGAAGAUUGUUGAACGUAGGGAUGCUCUGCUUGUAAUCCAGUGGAACAUCCGUGCCUUCAUGGGGGUCAAAAAUUGGCCCUGGAUGAAGCUCUACUUCAAGAUCAAGCCUCUCCUGAAAUCAGCAGAGACUGAGAAGGAGAUGGCCAACAUGAAGGAGGAGUUUACCAAACUCAAAGAGGCUUUUGCGAAAUCAGAAGCCCGCAAGAAAGAACUGGAGGAAAAAAUGGUCACUCUGCUCCAAGAGAAGAACGACCUGCAGCUCCAACUUCAAGCUGAACAAGACAACCUGGGUGAUGCUGAAGAAAGAUGUGAGGGGUUGAUCAAAAGCAAGAUUCAGCUGGAGGCUAAAAUCAAAGAGCUGACAGAGAGGUUGGAAGAUGAGGAGGAGAUGAAUGCAGAGUUGACAGCGAAGAAGAGAAAGCUGGAGGACGAGUGCUCUGAGCUCAAGAAAGACAUCGAUGACUUGGAGUUAACUCUCGCAAAAGUGGAGAAAGAGAAACAUGCCACUGAGAACAAGGUGAAGAACCUGGUGGAGGAGAUGGCAGCUCAGGAUGAAAUCAUCGCCAAGCUGACCAAAGAAAAGAAAGCCCUGCAGGAAGCUCAUCAGCAAACACUGGACGACCUGCAGAGUGAAGAAGACAAAGUCAACACUCUGACCAAGGCCAAGACCAAGCUGGAACAGCAAGUCGAUGAUCUUGAAGGAUCCUUAGAACAAGAAAAGAAAGUUCGCAUGGACCUUGAGAGAGCAAAGCGAAAGCUUGAAGGAGACCUGAAAUUAGCUCAGGAGAGCCUCAUGGAUUUGGAAAACGACAAGCAGCAACUUGAAGAGAGGCUGAAAAAGAAAGAUUUUGAAAUCAGUCAACUGAAUGGUAAAAUAGAAGAUGAACAGGCAAUGAGUGCCCAGCUCCAGAAGAAACUGAAGGAGUUGCAGGCCCGCAUUGAGGAGCUGGAGGAAGAGCUGGAAGCAGAGCGAGCUGCUCGAGCCAAGGUGGAGAAGCAGAGGGCAGAUCUGGCCAGAGAGCUGGAGGAGAUCAGCGAGAGGCUGGAGGAGGCCGGAGGAGCAACAUCUGCUCAGAUUGAGAUGAACAAGAAGAGGGAGGCUGAGUUUCAGAAGCUCCGCAGAGACCUUGAAGAGGCCACUCUGCAGCAUGAAUCCACGGCCGCUACCCUCAGGAAGAAACAAGCCGACAGCGUUGCUGACCUGGGAGAGCAGAUCGAUAACCUGCAGAGAGUCAAGCAGAAACUGGAGAAGGAGAAGAGCGAGCUCCGGCUGGAACUGGACGACGUGGUCUCCAACAUGGAACAAGUUGUCAAGGCCAAGAACAAUUUGGAGAAAAUGUGCAGGUCGCUGGAAGACCAGAUGAAUGAAUACAAAACAAAGUCAGAAGAGGGACAGCGCACCAUUAAUGACUUCAGCAUGCAGAAAGCAAAGCUUCAAACUGAGAAUGGUGAACUUACAAGGCAGCUUGAGGAAAAGGACUCCCUGGUGUCUCAACUCACCAGAGGAAAACAGUCCUACACUCAACAAAUCGAAGACCUGAAAAGACAACUGGAGGAGGAAGUCAAGGCCAAGAACGCUCUGGCCCAUGCAGUGCAGUCUGCUCGCCACGACUGUGACCUCCUCAGGGAGCAGUAUGAGGAGGAGCAGGAGGCCAAAGCUGAGCUGCAGCGUGGCAUGUCCAAAGCCAACUCAGAGGUGGCUCAGUGGAGAACCAAGUACGAAACUGAUGCCAUCCAGAGGACCGAGGAACUGGAGGAGGCCAAAAAGAAGCUGGCUCAGCGUCUGCAGGAUGCUGAGGAGGCUGUGGAAGCAGUGAAUGCUAAAUGCUCCUCUCUGGAGAAGACCAAACACAGACUGCAGAAUGAGAUUGAAGAUCUCAUGGUGGAUGUAGAGAGGUCUAAUGCUGCUGCUGCUGCUCUGGACAAGAAGCAAAGAAACUUUGACAAAAUCCUGGCAGAAUGGAAACAGAAGUAUGAAGAGUCUCAAACAGAGCUGGAGGGCGCUCAAAAGGAAGCCAGAUCUCUGAGCACUGAACUUUUCAAACUGAAAAAUUCUUAUGAAGAAUCUCUUGAACAUCUGGAGACCAUGAAGAGAGAGAACAAGAACCUUCAGGAGGAAAUAUCUGACCUCACUGAACAAAUUGGAGAGAAUGGAAAGAGCAUUCAUGAGCUUGAGAAGAUUCGAAAACAGCUGGAACAGGAGAAGUCUGAUAUACAGACAGCUCUGGAGGAGGCAGAGGCCUCACUGGAGCAUGAGGAAGGGAAGAUUCUCAGAGCCCAGCUGGAGUUCAACCAGAUUAAGGCUGAAAUUGAGCGUAAGCUUGCAGAGAAAGACGAGGAGAUGGAGCAAGCAAAGAGAAACCAACAACGAAUUGUGGACACUCUGCAGAGCUCAUUGGAUGCUGAGACUCGCAGCAGGAAUGAGGCGAUGCGCCUGAAAAAGAAAAUGGAGGGAGACCUCAAUGAGAUGGAGAUCCAGCUGAGCCAGGCCAACAGGCAGGCGGCCGAGGCCCAGAAACAACUGAAGGCUGUCCAUGCACAUCUCAAGGACACUCAACUCCACCUCGAUGAAUCUCUUCGAGCCAAUGAUGACAUGAAAGAGAACAUCGCCAUCGUUGAACGACGCAGCAACCUGCUUCAGACCGAAGUGGAAGAACUGAGAGCUGCUCUGGAGCAAACGGAGAGAAGCCGCAAACUUGCUGAGCAAGAGCUGCUGGAUGUCAGCGAGAGGGUGCAGCUCCUGCACUCACAGAACACCAGCCUCAUAAACCAGAAAAAGAAGCUGGAGGCUGAUACAACCCAGCUUCAGUCAGAAGUGGAGGAUGCUGUGCAGGAGUGUAGGAAUGCAGAGGAGAAGGCCAAAAAGGCCAUCACUGACGCUGCCAUGAUGGCAGAGGAGCUGAAGAAAGAGCAGGACACCAGCUCUCACCUGGAGCGCAUGAAGAAGAACAUGGAGCAAACCAUCAAGGACCUGCAGCACCGUCUGGAUGAAGCUGAACAGAUCGCCAUGAAGGGAGGCAAGAAGCAGGUGCAGAAGCUGGAGGCCCGGAUCAAAGAACUGGAAAACGAAGUGGAGGCUGAACAAAGAAAGUCCAGUGACUCCAUCAAGGGAAUAAGAAAAUAUGAAAGACGGAUCAAAGAGCUGACCUAUCAGACGGAGGAGGAUCGUAAGAACCUCGCCCGUCUGCAAGAUUUGGUGGACAAGUUGCAGCUGAAGGUCAAAUCCUACAAGAGAGCUGCUGAAGAGGCUGAAGAGCAGGCCAAUGGUAAUCUCGUCAAGUUCCGUAAGAUUCAGCAUGAGCUUGAUGAAGCUGAGGAACGAGCAGAUAUCGCCGAGUCUCAGGUCAACAAGCUCCGUGCCAAGAGCCGAGAUGUGGGGUCAAAGAAAGGACACGACGAAGAGUGAAGCUCACAGAUGAAAUUCCUGUUUCUGAGGCACCUGCUUUCUUAUUUGUGUCUCCUUAUGCAUGUUGGUUGUUCAGUAGAAUAAAAUAUAUGUGCAUCUCA